AUGGACCCUCAAAUGAACAAGCUCCUUAAGUGGAGUGUCCAGAACUCCCAGCAGCAGGACGAGGAUGGCACCACCACUGCCCCUCCUCCCACCAACGAGGCCGGCCGCACCCUGACCCCGGAUAUGAUCAAUGCCCUGUUCGGUGGCCCCAGUGAGGCUGACCUGAUGAAGGCUGCCAUGGAAGUACUGCACUCCGACGAAUCCGACCUCGAGAACAAGUUGAUCGCCUUCGACAACUUCGAGCAACUCAUCGAGGGCAUAGACAACGCCAACAACCUCGAGCCGCUGGGCCUGUGGAGCCCAUUGGUCAAGCUGCUUCAGCACGAGGAGGCUGAGAUGCGCCGUUAUGCGGCUUGGUGUAUCGGCACUGCCGUGCAGAACAAUGAGAAGGCACAAGAUAAGCUUAUCGUCUUGAAUGCUAUUCCUACUCUUGCCAAUAUGGCUAUGACCGAUCCGAACCCCGCCGCGCGCAAGAAGUCUAUCUAUGCGCUCUCCUCCGCCGUGCGCAACUACCAGCCCGCGAUGAACGAAUUGGUCAAAGCUCUCCCGGAGGGCUAUCCUACUGAGAAUGUCGAUUCGGGCGACAUGGAGGCCGUGGAUGCUAUCAUGGACAAGCUGCGGGAGACUCCCGUCGGCUCCGCGUGA
Penicillium cinerascens is the source of this 645-nucleotide messenger RNA. It is a transcript of the gene fes1, whose product is annotated as Hsp70 nucleotide exchange factor FES1. The record is from RefSeq and is a predicted model, not a curated record. The transcript has 2 exons. Bases 1 to 645 code for a protein of 214 amino acids. Lineage: Eukaryota; Fungi; Ascomycota; Eurotiomycetes; Eurotiales; Aspergillaceae.